UCUGCUCACUUCUAACUUCCUGUCGUCAUCAAGUUGAUCUACUUUUUUAAGUCACUGCUGUACCUGAAGUGCCGCUCCUGUCCGCCCCAGCGCACAGGUGGAGCAGCCAUGUCCACUGGCUCUGUUGCAAGUGAUGCUGAGGACUAUGAGACAUGCCACAGGAGGACUGCACGGAAGAUUACCUGUUUUAAUACCAGCAGGUACUCGGAUGAGGAGUUGGAGGAUGACGCUUUGGAGGUGGGGAUCAAGCCCGAGCGCAAACUGUCCAAAGCGCACCAGAAGGACGCGCGGCAGACGCAGAGGAACGCGGCCAACGCUCGAGAGAGGGCGCGGAUGAGAGUGCUGAGCAAGGCGUUCUCCAGACUAAAAACCAGCCUGCCUUGGGUACCUGCGGACACCAAACUAUCCAAAUUGGACACGCUUCGACUCGCCUCGAGCUACAUCUCUCACCUGAGACAGCUCCUGCAGGAGGACCGAUUCGAGAGGAGCUUUGCGCACCCAGUCAACCUGGUAUGA
Molecule: messenger RNA, 516 nt
Organism: Centropristis striata (black sea bass)
Lineage: Eukaryota; Metazoa; Chordata; Actinopteri; Perciformes; Serranidae
Gene: msc
Product: musculin
Exons: 1
Coding region: 109-516 (135 amino acids)
Biological process (GO): skeletal muscle tissue development; regulation of transcription by RNA polymerase II
Molecular function (GO): RNA polymerase II transcription regulatory region sequence-specific DNA binding; DNA-binding transcription factor activity, RNA polymerase II-specific; protein dimerization activity
Source: RefSeq, a predicted model, not a curated record